Molecule: messenger RNA, 1438 nt
Organism: Exaiptasia diaphana
Lineage: Eukaryota; Metazoa; Cnidaria; Anthozoa; Actiniaria; Aiptasiidae
Product: peptidase M20 domain-containing protein 2
Exons: 2
Coding region: 49-1248 (399 amino acids)
Molecular function (GO): dipeptidase activity
Source: RefSeq, a predicted model, not a curated record
AUUCACACAGAACAUAACGCCGUUCACGUUUAAAUCAAGCAAUUUCUCAUGGCGUUAAACAUUCGAGAAUUACAUAAAACGUCCGAUGAGAUAAUUGACUCGAAUUCUAAGCAGUUAUUUGAYCUCAAUCAUAARAUUUGGCUGAAACCCGAGCUUGGUUAUGAAGAACAUUAUGCUCAUGAAGUUCUCACUGAGUUUUUAUCGUCGAAAGGCUUCAAAGUCGAGCGUCAUUACAAGCUAAAAACAGGGUUUAGAGCAGAGUUUGGAAAUGGAAAUGGUCCAACAGUAGCAGUUCUUAGCGAAAUGGACGCUUUACCUGAUAUCGGUCAUGGAUGUGGGCAUAAUUUGAUCGCUGAAUCAGGAGUCGCCGCGGGACUCGGAAUUAAAGAGGUUCUAGAGAAGACAUCUCUCCSUGGCAGGGUUGUUGUCAUCGGUACUCCUGCCGAGGAGGGAGGGGGUGGUAAAGUYGAUCUUAUAAAUGCUGGAUGUUUCAAGGAUGUGGAUUUUUGUAUGAUGCUACAUCCAGCACCUUUUGAAGUGCCUUUUUACAAAUGUCAAGCCAACAAUGAGGUUUUCGCUACAUUCCAUGGCAAAUCUGUUCACGCUGUAGGUCAGACGCACAAAGGUAUAAAUGCUUUAGAUGCAGCAGUGAUGGCUUAUAAUAACAUCAGUCUACUGAGGCAGCAGUUCAAGCCAACCUGGUCUGUUCAUGGGAUCUUCACUGAGGCGGGGAAGAAACCAAACGUUAUUCCUGAAAGAGCACAAUUGCAUUACUUCGUACGAACAACUUCUAAUAGGGAUUCAGAAUAUUUGAGAUUAAAGGUCCAAAAGUGUAUGGAAGGAGCAGCAGCAGCCACGGGGAGUACAGUCGACAUUAAAUGGGAACCAAACGCUUUCGCAGCGAUCGAAACCAAUGUCAUUCUUGCUCAGACAUACCAGAAGCACUCAGAAUCACUAGGYGUUGAAUUUCCACUUUCACGUGAAGAGCAGGAAGCGAUCAUCGACGGAUCAACCGACAUGGGUAAUGUCACUCUAGAAGUACCUGGUAUUCACCCGUUGUAUUGCAUCAAGCCAGAUUUGCCCUAUCACUCCAAUGAAUUCCGCGAAUUCGCAGAGACAAAGGAAGCCCACGAAAGGACUUUGACGGCAUCCAAGGCAAUCGCGAGAACAGCUAUAGAMGUUUUAGCUGAUAGYGGUUUAAUGCAAGAAGUUAAGAAAGAAUUCAACCAAAUGAAGUCAAGAUACUAAUUCAACUUGACUGAAUUCAAUUUAUGACGGCACAAGAGAAGUUCAAACACGACGAGGCUCUWAAAAAAAAACUUCAAAGCGUCCUAAAUAUACAUAAAAAUAACAUAAUCUGUUCAUUAACUUUUAAUACAUUCAAAUACAAAAUAAUUGUUAUUUUUUGAUUAAAGUGAUUAAAAUUUUUUGUUAUUUU